AUGCCUUAUAAUAUGGAUCAUGCUCAUGGUACAGUGAUGAUACUAUCUUGGAUGGUUUUUGGUUCUACAGGUGUUCUUUUUGCACGUUAUGGUCGUGUAUUACAAUUAGGAAAUCAACGACAAUUACUUGGCAAAUCAAUUUGGUUUCAAAUACAUCGAUUACUUUUAUCUUUAUCUUCAUUAUUAACUCUAGUAGGUUUUUACUUCAUUCUAGUUCACUUACGUGGUCAAUGGUCUAAUUUAAAUACCAGUAAUAAAGCUCUCUUAGCUCAUGUAAUCUGUGGCAGUAUCAUUAUAUGUUGUAUAAUUAUACAAAUAUGGUUGGCACUUUAUCGUUGUCAUCCUCAUAGUCGUUUUCGUUUUAUAUUCAAUUUUAGCCAUCGAAUCUUUGGUUCUGUUGCAUUUUGCCUUUCAUUUUGCAAUUUCUUUUUGAUUGCAUUUUACUUAUCAAUACAACAUAUUGAUCUUGUUAUCAUUGUUUCAUUGUGGACAACAUGGGUUAUUAUCGUUGUUAUACUUUUCGAAAUAGUUCAAUAUCAUUAUCGAAAAGCAUCAGCAUUAAUGGCACUUAAUACACGGGUUAGCCAUAUGAAUGCAGAACCUAUUAAUCAUAAUGCACGACCAGAUACAGAGGCAGGUACACAUGCAGCUAUUGGCAAUCAACGUCUCAAUAAAAUUAAAUUAUUUUUAUUUCUUAUUCAUACUAUUAUUAGUGUUGCAUUUUGUAUUCCAUUCAUUGUCAUUAUUUGGCAUCAGACUUAA
This is a messenger RNA of Adineta steineri, 762 nucleotides long. NCBI's taxonomy places the organism in Eukaryota, Metazoa, Rotifera, Eurotatoria, Adinetida, Adinetidae. The record is from the annotation of a GenBank genome assembly.